Opisthorchis viverrini is the source of this 886-nucleotide messenger RNA. RefSeq lists its product as hypothetical. Lineage: Eukaryota; Metazoa; Platyhelminthes; Trematoda; Opisthorchiida; Opisthorchiidae. The transcript is spliced from 8 exons. The record is from RefSeq and is a predicted model, not a curated record. Gene Ontology annotation, molecular function: tRNA (cytidine-N3)-methyltransferase activity. The annotation marks the transcript as partial.
AUGGGUUCCAAAGAAAGUCCGGUUGACAGGCGUCCUCGUUUCGGUGGCCGACACUUAGAGGUGGAUUCAGAUGUUUACUCCUACAAUGCAUGGGAUGAUGUGGCGUGGUCUGUGGAAAUGGAGGAAGAAGCUCGCAAACUUAUUGCAAUCAACGGCGCACAGAAGCUGUCUGUUGAACAGCGAGGAAAGUACGAGGCCAAUGCGUGCGAGUACUGGGAUCAGUUCUACUUGAGACACGAUGAAAAGUUUUUCAAGGAUCGUUCCUGGUUGGCUACGGAGUUCCCUGAUCUGUUCACUCAAACAACUGAACGACGCACCAUUUUUGAGGUCGGUUGUGGUGCAGGAAAUACGACCAUUCCUAUACUUCGAGGGACUAGACAGAGCAAUAUUUUUAUCUAUGCAUCUGACUUUUCAUUAAAGGCGGUUAAUCUGCUGAAACAGUCAGACGAGUACGAUCCGGCACGUUGUCAUGCCUUCGUAUACGAUGCAACCAGAGUGGAUGUAAAGCUGCCAUUUGCCCCAGGUAGCUUGGACUAUAUUCUCCUUAUUUUCGUCUUUUCGGCACUGAAUCCCGAAUGUCUACCUAGUGUGUUGCAGAACUUAGUGUCCUACCUCAAACCUGGCGGAAAAAUUUUGUUCCGUGACUACGGUCGCUAUGAUAUGGCGCAACUGCGGUUCAAAAAUGGCAAAUGUUUGGCGGACAAUUUCUAUGUGCGUUCCGAUGGGACAUUGGUGUACUUCUUCGACCAGGAUGAACUACGCGGUUUGUUUACGGGUGCCGGUGUGGAAGAAGUACAGAACAAGGUGGAUCGUCGGCUUCUGGUUAACCGGAAACGAAGAUUAAAAAUGUACCGUGUUUGGAUACAAUGUGUGUACAAAAAACCGU